Messenger RNA from Mugil cephalus (flathead mullet), 1488 nucleotides. It is a transcript of the gene zpd, whose product is annotated as zona pellucida glycoprotein d. The record is from RefSeq and is a predicted model, not a curated record. NCBI's taxonomy places the organism in Eukaryota, Metazoa, Chordata, Actinopteri, Mugiliformes, Mugilidae. Gene Ontology annotation, cellular component: cell surface; apical plasma membrane. The transcript is spliced from 10 exons. Gene Ontology annotation, biological process: neutrophil migration. The coding region runs from base 239 to 1441 and encodes 400 amino acids.
AUUUUUAGAAUAACAUUUCUUACGCAUGAUUUGUUUUAUUUCGCCAAUUUAACGCACCACACGAUGCAAAAACAAAUAAAUGGCGUGAUUUAAUCGCGUUUAAGAGCACGGAUGACAACCCGGCCCAGCAGGUGUUCCUAAUUGGAGAGCAGCAGGUGUUGAAAACGAACACAACAGAGGAGAAACGUCCCGUUUGACUGCACAUACGGAGUUUAAAAAUUAAUAUAUCCUUACGGCAAUGAGACUAAUCGGCUUGAAGCUCAGCCUCGUCGUCGCGCUUUUCCUCGGCUUCCAGUGCCACUGGGUGGAAGGAGUCUGCAGUGUGGCGCAUUGCACUGAUCCCACAAGGUGUGUUCUGUCCAGAGACCAGAAAAGCUGCAAGUGUGCCAUCGGAUUUUAUGCUGACCACUGUGACAGAAAUGCACACAUCAAAGUCAUGUGUGGCAACGAUUACAUAGCAAUCAGAGCGGCAGAGGAUUUCUUCAGGCAUCACAACGUGCCCCUGGAGUCCCUCCACUUACCAAACAAGUCUUGUCGUGCUCAGAGGGAGGUCAUCGACGGUGUGCCGUACUACAUGUCCAGGGUCUCCAAAGACAAAUACCUCACCUGUGGAGGCAAGCUCCUUGAGAAAAACUUAACCCACAUCUCAUAUUCCCUGAGUCUACUCUCGGAGCCUCAGGUUUCUGGAAACAUCAUCAGAGAUCCGGUGAUUAAGAUGGACUUCACAUGCGUCUAUCCAUACAUCAGAGAAGUUAGUCUGACUUUCCCAGUUGUCCCCUUUUCCAGUGAGACUGUGAUGCGCGUUGAAGAGCUCGAUGCCACAAUCCAGAUGAUGCUGUACACAAACCACACUUACGCUAAGGCCUACACCAGUGCUCCCACCAUUGAACUUGGAGAUAAGGUGUACGUCGAGGUGAAGGUGAUGAAGCCUGAAGAUUUCUUCUUGCUCAUGAUCAAUAAAUGCUGGGCCACACAGUCCCCUCAGCUGAACACUUCGGAGGCACUGGUCCACACGCUGCUCCUGAACGGAUGUGUGCACGACGGAACCGUGUCCUUCCUCAACGUGACCGACGCAGAGCAGGGACACAACGGGGGAAGCUCCACGGUUCGCUACAGCUUCGACAUGUUUCGCUUCACAGCAGAACCUCACGACCUCUACCUGCACUGCACUGUGCAGCUGUGUGAGCCGGACGACCAGAAGUCCUGCACGCCCAACUGUAAUUCAGUCACUAAACGAGAGGCAGUGAGAGCAGACCCCACGCAGGGCCUCCUCUCGUAUGGACCCAUUAGGAUUGAAAUGCCAGACAGACCUCCAUCCAGCAUACUGACGACUGUGGUGCUGCCCGUAGCAGCUGUCUGGAUCGUGGGCUUCUUCCUCAUCCUCCUCAUCUCCGUAGCCAAAGCAGGCAGCAGGAGAUUAGCGCAAGUGGAAGAGCAAUGACGACAAUGUGGCUGCGUCUGGCAGCAUAAAUAAAACUUUGAAAAUGA